GUGGUUUUCCUGGACGGUGCAUACGCGCGACUGUCGCUCUUGAUGUCAGCCGGCAGUCGGGUGAAUUCCUUACCGGUUAGUCAGUUCUGAUCCCACAGUGAAUUUUUGGACCAUUUGGCCAAUCAGGUUUCUUUGGUGUUGUUGAAGCAUGGACUGACCAACCGAAAAUCAGCUGUUACCGAAACACGUGUGUUCAGACUGUAUAAUUAGCCUAACAACAGGUGAACAGUGCUCACAAGAACCUGAGUGAUACUGUUGUACUAAAUUUUGAUCGGAAUUUGGUAAUCGAAAACCUCAUCUGAGAACUCAACUAUAGUCCUGAACUACCAAGAUAUUGCCCCAAAUGAGCAUUUGAAUUUGAUAAUGCCCGCACCAACAACAAAUUCUGUACCCUCCGAGGAGCUUACCAAUGGGGAAGAUGUUGAAACAUUAAAGAAAGUACUAGCCCAUGUGGAUAUGGAAACUGGUCUGAAACAUCGCACGUUAAAACGCGAUCCCAUCACUGGUCUGGGAACGGUUACCAAUGGUGCUGAAGACAAGGUCGCUCGUGCAAGAACACAGUCGUUAGGACGGAGAAUUUACAACCGCAAAUUGAUCUCGUGGGACGCGGACGAGGAACCAAACAAGGUAUCAACUAGCAACUCCAGACCAAACAGAGCUAUGCGAAACCCUAUUGCUCUAACUGGGGAGCUGGGUGCGGAGGUGGAUAGCUUGCGAACAACUUCCCGUCCCCGGCUUGGAACACCAAGAGAACCACAACGCGAUCCGAUAGCUGGAUUGGGAAACUUUGGAGAAAAGGAAUGGGAUCCAAUCUGGAAAUAUAACGGACGUAUGCGCAGAUCAAAAAGUAGCAACGGAAUACGUACUAAUCCAAUAACCGGACAGAAUAUGAAAUCGUUUGAGGUCAUGGUAGAAGAGAAGUCACCUGCAAGCCGCUGUCGGGAUAGACCAUCGGAUAUAAAACGAAAUAUAUUCACCGGCGAAAACUGUUCCACUUACUCAGUUUCACCGGAUAUGAAGUCGCCGAGUAAGAAAGGGACAAUCACUUCUCCACGAAACGCAAUAACGGGAGAAAACUGCACAAGCUAUGACAUCAACUCCGAGGUACACACAACGAAGGUGCGCCAAAGUCCGAAGGCGUCGAAUCCACUUAGCGGGGAAAAUGUCAACGUGUACACAGUCUCACAGGAAGAAAGACAACGUCCCUUAAAACCGUACGUGUACAAAAAUACAGUGACAGGAGAAAACUUGAAAAGUUACCAGAUCAUACCGAUCGAGAGAAACAUCACGCCGAAACCACUAAAGGAGCGGCAAAAUCCGCUUAGUGGUGAAAAUGUGAAAACUUACAAAUAUCGAUUCGGAGAAUCCGAAUUGGCCGUAAAGAGAAGAGAUUUGAGUUCUCCAUUGACCGGGGAGGGUUCUCGAGGCCGAACUUAUGUAGUGUCGGUUGAGGAAAAAUCAAAUAUCCCCUUGGCCAACGGAACAGACGAGUGCAGGACACAUGCAAGGGCCAGAUCAUCCGGACCUUCAAGGAAUAUUUUAACCGGGGAAAACUGUGAAACAUUUAUGGUUUGCCGCGAAAUGCGCAGCGAACGGCUGAAAACUCCGUUAACAAGUGGGAACUCAGCUCCAUAUAAUAUAUUGACGGGAUCCUAACUCACCGAGUCGAACAAUCUCACACUUUGGAAACCCGGUCAUUGCGGUAUCACCUAGUCGGCCUAUGAACACUAGUGUACAACAGCUUUCUCAUUCAGUUCAAUCACCAUGCUCUUUACGUCCCAUAAACACCCUGACUAGACUGGGGUGCACUGACAACAAACUUGUGCCUGUAUGCUUACACCAGUCCAUUCUUCAUUCGUGUUUCACAUUCUUUUGAAUCCCUAAUUACAUGAUCCAAAUUCCUUUUGGGAUUUCCCUCCAUGCAACAAUUGAGCCGAUUGUAGAUGACUUACCAAAUCUCACCCAAAUUUUCAAUUUACUGAAAACGGCUAGAAAAAGGUCAGAA
This is a messenger RNA of Opisthorchis viverrini, 2005 nucleotides long. RefSeq lists its product as hypothetical. Bases 364 to 1656 code for a protein of 430 amino acids. The record is from RefSeq and is a predicted model, not a curated record. Lineage: Eukaryota; Metazoa; Platyhelminthes; Trematoda; Opisthorchiida; Opisthorchiidae. The transcript has 15 exons.